ACAUCCGUGACUCCACUCCUACAGAAGAAGAAACGUUGCAUGCUUGUUUUCAGGUUUCUGUCUGAAUCGUGCGAAAGGACAACUACACUGCGUUGUAAUCAAGUUAAAGAGGAAAACAAGUCUGAUCUCCUCCCAUAAGCAUGUUUAAAAAAUUUGAUGAAAAAGAAAACGUUUCCAACUGUAUUCAGCUGAAAACAUCAGUGAUCAAGGGCAUCAAGAAUCAGCUCCAGGACCAGUUUCCUGACAUCGACACAUGGCUCAAUCAGAUUAUGCCCAAAAAGGACCCGGUGAAAAUCGUCAGAUGCCAUGAGCACAUUGAAAUCCUGACGGUCAAUGGAGAGCUCCUCUUUUUUAGACAAAGAGAUGGACCCUUUUAUCCAACCCUCAGACUUCUACACAAAUUUCCCUUUAUUCUUCCUCAUCAACAAGUUGACAAGGGAGCUAUUAAGUUUGUCCUGAGCGGAGCCAACAUCAUGUGUCCAGGACUGACGUCACCUGGAGCCAAACUUUACCCUGCUGGCCCUGACGCAGUAGUCGCCAUCAUGGCAGAGGGCAAGCAGCAUGCACUGUGUGUCGGAGUGAUGAAAAUGUCCGCUGAUGACAUAAAAGGGAUCAACAAAGGCAUUGGAAUCGAGAAUGUUCACUAUCUUAACGAUGGAUUGUGGCACAUGAAGACGUAUAAGUAACAUCCCGGUGUGAGAAAAAUGCAAGAUGGUAACUUCAGAUCGUGCAGCGUGCCUCCCGUUUACACCAAAUGGACUUGAACAGCAAACCACCAAGCUCAAAGCUUUGAAAUGAACAUCCGCAUCAAUGUACAAAUAAAGCCAGAAUUUGAGAUAUUGAAAA
Engraulis encrasicolus (European anchovy) is the source of this 846-nucleotide messenger RNA. It is a transcript of the gene mcts1, whose product is annotated as MCTS1 re-initiation and release factor. Gene Ontology annotation, biological process: formation of translation preinitiation complex. NCBI's taxonomy places the organism in Eukaryota, Metazoa, Chordata, Actinopteri, Clupeiformes, Engraulidae. Gene Ontology annotation, molecular function: RNA binding. The transcript is spliced from 6 exons. The coding region runs from base 141 to 686 and encodes 181 amino acids. The record is from RefSeq and is a predicted model, not a curated record.